ACCAAAACAUUGUAUUGCUUGGAUAUCAAACAGUUUUAUGACCUGUAGUCUGUAGUCUCAUAAUAUGUAUUAGAUUUGUUUAAAAAAUAGGUUAUUUUCUAUUUAUAUAUAGAAUAGCUUCUAGAUCUAUUUUCUGAAAAAUGUCUAUCGAACAAUUCGUUAAUAAAACUUUAGAACUUAUCGACAAAGAGAGAGAUGCCGAAAUUGAGGAAACGCAGUAUUUAACUGAAAAGUUAUCUGCUAAAGAAUUAGAACGCAGAGGAGUUUGCCUGUUAAAACUUCAAAUAAAAGCACGAAGGUCUGGUUUGUAUGGCCGCAUGGUUGCAGUCUUUGAACCACAACUAAAACAUGGAGCAGUGAAAAACUCUAAACCGGAGCUUUCAUCUCACAACUUAUCACCAGGUGAUAUUGUUGGUGUGGGGUUGAUGAAAAGUGAAGCCACUGACAAACCCUUGGCCACUGGCAUUGUUUCACAAGUGACCAGCUCCAACAUCUCCAUAGCUUUUGAUGAGUCUCAGGAUAUUUUUGAGCUUGAUGAUGAUGCGCUGUAUAAACUAACAAAGCUAGCCAAUGAUGUUACAUACCGCCGCUUGAAAACUACAUUGAAAGACCUGGCCAAAUAUAGAGGGGGACCAGCACAGAGACUUGUGGAUACUUUUUUCUGUAUUGAAGAGGUUUCAGCACCCAGUGGGGAAUUUCCCAUAAGUUUUGUGAAUGAAAAUCUGGAUGAGUCUCAGCGAGAUGCUGUCAAGUUUGCCCUGACUCAACGAGAAGUUGCUAUCAUACAUGGCCCACCUGGUACUGGCAAGACAACAACUGUGGUGGAGUUGAUCAUUCAGGCAGUGAGGCAAGGGUUAAAGGUCCUGGCCACUGCCCCCUCCAACAUCGCAGUGGACAACCUGGUGGAGAGACUAGCCAAUCACAAGCAGAAGAUUGUCCGUAUCGGCCACCCUGCCAGACUCCUCAGCCACAUCCAGAAAUAUUCCCUGGAUGCCAUUGUGUCAGGCAGCGAGGAGACCGGCAUUGUCAAGGACGUGAAGUCUGAUUUUCAGAAAGCCCUGUCCAAGUUAAAGAAAGCUCGAGGGCACGGGGAGAAGAAUGCCCUGAGAGAGGAGAUGAAACAUCUGAGGAAGGAGGCGACAAAGAGGGAGGAGGCGGCCACUAAAGAAAUCCUUUCUAGGGCUGACGUUGUUCUGGUCACCCUGACCAGUGCCACAAGAGACGGUCCACUGAAGUAUCUGAAGGAGGAUCAUUUUGAUUUGGUGGUUAUUGACGAGUGCUCACAGGCCCUGGAGGUUGCGUGCUGGAUUGGUCUGAUGAGGGCAAGAAGAUGUGUACUGGCUGGUGACCAUCUACAGCUACCUCCUACCAUCCUAUCCAAGGAAGCAGCUAGCGCUGGCCUGGAAGUGACCUUGAUGGAACGUCUGGUCAAGAUGCUGGUCAAGGAGAAAGGUAAAGAUGUGAUGAGGAUGCUGACCACCCAGUACCGCAUGCACGAGGACAUCAUGGCCUGGGCUUCCAGUCAGUUGUAUGAUGGGAAGCUAAAGGCCCACAACUCUGUGGCUUCACAUUUACUCAGUGACCUUGACAGUGUGUCAGCGAGUGAAGAAACUAGGUCACCUCUGCUGUUGAUUGACACUGCAGGUUGUGACCUCCAUGAACUUGACCUACCUGAUGAGUUAUCCAAGGGAAAUGAAGGUGAGGCUGACAUUGUUGCUGCUCAUGUAGAGGACCUGAUCAAGUGUGGGGUCAAGCCAGUGGACAUUGCCGUCAUAGCACCCUAUAACAUGCAGGUAGAACUGAUCCGGACACGCCUGAGUGGACAGUACCCAAGCCUGGAGAUUAAAUCAGUGGACGGGUUCCAGGGCAGAGAAAAAGAAGCCGUCGUUAUUUCAAUGGUCAGGAGCAACUUAAAAGGUGAAGUUGGUUUCCUUGCUGAGAAGCGCAGGAUCAACGUGGCAGUGACACGAGCCAGACGUCACCUGGCAGUGGUGUGUGACACUGAGACUGUCAGCCAUGAUCCUUUCAUCAAAUCUCUGGUCGACUACAUGCUAGAGAAGGGGGAAGUGUUAUCAGCCCAUCAGUUUAUUCAAGAGGGUAAAGUGACUCAGACUUUUACUCGUCCAGCGAGGCUGACUGACAUGAUGGAGUCCACAAAGUCACAACAAAAACCAGUCAAGAAAAGAGAGCAGCCACUCCAAACAAAGGAAGAGAAGAUGUUGCUGUACCAGAAAGAGUUGGAGAAAUUUGUGUCAGACACAGGUCAGUCUGUUCUAGACUUCCCAGCCACUCUCAACUCACACGACAGGAUGGUCAUUCAUGAGGUUGCAGAGAAACUUGGCCUCUAUCAUACCAGUACAGGGGAGGGCAAGGACAGACAUAUCCAGGUGUCUAAAACAAAACCCCCCUCAGACAGCCCAGGUGUUGCUGUGCCACCUUGUGUUGUGGCAGAUGCUGAAGUCUGUAACUCCUCUCUUCCAGAUACAGAUAGUCCUCUAUUGAAAAAUAAUGAAGAAGGGGAGAAUACUGGUGUGGAAAAUAAUUUAGAGUUACCUACAAGUUAUACUGAGAGUAAGAUUCAACAGGUUGAAAAGGACGCGGAUGCUGUCUUAAAUUCACAGACAUCAGGAGAAAAAGUUAAAACAGACGCUAAAGAAAAUAAAAAUCCUGUGAGCCAAACUAAAAGUGUGGCCUCCCCUGAGCCAGAUAAAGUGGAAGAUGAGGGUGUGGUGUCUUGUAAACACUGUGGUAAGAACAUUAAAAUUCCGAAUCUAGUCCUGCAUGAGUUGCAUUGCUCAAGACAAGCCAAGCCGUCACAAGCCAAGACGUCUUUAGGUUCCGCAAGCGGGGGCGUCAGGAAGAAAGAGACAGCGCAACAGGAAAAAAAGAAAGAAAAAAGUAAGAAAUCUCAAACCCAGAAUGUCUCUGAAGCUCUCAGUAAAAUCGACGACGAUGACUUUGAUGGGUUGAUUGCUAGUAUCACGGAGCUGGACAGUAAGUGUUCGUUUAAGAAAUGCAAGACCUUGACCAACACGCUGGGUAGGAACUGUGAGUACUGCACGCGCAGGUUCUGCCUGACCCACCUGAUGCCUGAGAUCCACGGGUGCGGGGACGCGGUCAGGGAAGCGUCCAGGCGACUGAUCAGCAGGGAGGGGGUCCUGCACAGUGGCAGCGGGGUGCCUAAUAAGAAACCUAACGCGGCCAGACGUGCGCAGUUGGAGAUAAAGCUAGAGAAAAAACUCGGGGAUUUGACGAGUAAAAGAUCAAAACAUUCUGAGAAGAAGAAGUCUUGAUGUAUUGAAAUUUUGUAAUAUUUUAGUUUAUGAAAUUUAAAAU
This is a messenger RNA of Physella acuta, 3336 nucleotides long. RefSeq names its product DNA-binding protein SMUBP-2-like. Gene Ontology annotation, cellular component: cytoplasm; nucleus. NCBI's taxonomy places the organism in Eukaryota, Metazoa, Mollusca, Gastropoda, Physidae. Gene Ontology annotation, molecular function: ATP hydrolysis activity; zinc ion binding; 5'-3' DNA helicase activity. The record is from RefSeq and is a predicted model, not a curated record.